GUGACAUUACUUUCAUUAAUGGCGGAGGAAAAUAUACAAGAGAGGAGGCGCAGCUAGCCGUAAAAAUAUUAAUAGAUUUGAACAUAUACUUUACUACCUGUGUUUUUGUAUUAGCUAACUAAAAAAACAAUUCAAUAUGCCUGCGGUAAAAGGAGAAGGAAUGAGAGGACUUCAAGUUUUCAUAUCCGAUAUUCGUGCUUGCAAAUCCAAGGAAGCUGAAAUGAAACGUAUCAAUAAAGAACUUGCAAAUAUUAGGUCAAAAUUUAAAGGUGACAAACAGUUGGAUGGUUAUCAGAAAAAGAAAUAUGUGUGCAAGCUUCUGUUUAUUUUCCUUCUGGGAAAUGAUAUUGAUUUUGGACAUAUGGAAGCUGUUAAUCUAUUGUCAUCAAACAAAUAUUCUGAAAAGCAAAUUGGUUACUUAUUUAUAUCAGUUUUAAUUGGUGCAAAUAAUGAAUUGAUGAAGCUGAUUAUCCAACAUACUAAAAAUGACUUGAAUAGCAGUAAUCCAAUUCAUGUCAGCCUGGCAUUACAGUGUAUUGCUAAUAUUGGUAGUCCUGAUAUGUUGGAAGGAGUUGGUCAUGAUGUUCCAAAGUUAUUGAUUUCUGGUGAGACGACAGAUGGUGUAAAACAAUGCGCCUCAUUGUGUUUGCUAAAGUUGUUUCGAAUAAAUCCAUCAGUCUUACCCCGCACUGCAGAAAUGGCCUCAAGGAUUUGUCAGAUGAUAAAUGAUUCUAAUUUGGGUGUUGUUACUUCAGCUGUUAGUUUGAUCUAUGAGUUUGUUCAAAAGUUUCCAGAUGAUUAUAAAGGGAGUGUAAAUCUAGCCAUAAAUCGAUUAACAAAGAUUGUCACUUCACCAGAUUUAAAAGAUUAUACAUAUUAUUUUGUCCCUGCACCAUGGCUGUCAGUAAAACUGCUGAAGCUGUUACAACUGUAUCCUGCUCCAGAUGAUGCUGCACAAUUAGGUAAACUAACAGAAUGUUUGGAAACUAUUUUGAAUAAAGCUCAGGAGCCACCGAAAUCCAAGAAAGUUCAGCAUUCAAAUUCAAAAAAUGCAGUUUUAUUUGAAGCCAUAAAUUUAAUAAUUCACCUGGACAGUGAUCAACACCUUCUUAUAAGAGCGUGUAAUCAGCUAGGACAAUAUCUAACACACCGCGAAACAAAUUUGAGAUAUCUUGCUCUGGAAAGUCUUUGUGCAAUGGCAAAUUCCGAGUUUUCUGCGGAAGCUGUAAGAAAACACCAAGAGACUGUUAUCAAUUCUUUAAAGACUGAGCGUGAUGUCAGUGUGCGUCAACGUGCAGUUGAUCUUCUUUAUGUUAUGUGUGACAGCACUAAUGCAACUGAAAUUGUAUCUGAAAUGUUGAUCUAUUUAAAACAAGCUGAUUUUGGUAUUCGAGAAGAGUUGGUCUUAAAGAUAGCUAUCCUUGCUGAGAAGUAUGCUACAGAUUAUUCUUGGUAUGUGGAUACAAUCUUGGAGUUAAUUCGUGUGGGAGGAGAUUUUGUUGGUGAAGAGGUUUGGUAUCGCGUAAUUCAAGUUAUUAUCAACAGAGAUGAUAUUCAAGGGUAUGCUGCGAAAACUGUAUUUGAAGCAAUUCAAGCGCAUGAUUGUCACGAAAACAUGAUCAAAGUGGGGGGCUACAUUCUCGGUGAAUUUGGAAACUUAAUUGCAGGAGAUCCAAGAUCAUCGCCUAUUGUUCAAUUCCAAUUGCUACACUGCAAAUUUCCGCUGAGUUCGACCACGACAAAAGCAUUAUUGCUGUCAGCGUACAUAAAACUGAUAAAUCUUUUCCCAGAAAUUAAAGGGACUAUUCAACAGGUCCUUCGCAGUGAUUUGAAUGUGAAAAAUGCGGAUACGGAGUUGCAGCAGAGAGCUAUUGAAUAUUUACAACUAAGCAGUAUUGCAACUCAAGACGUCUUAGCCACUGUUCUUGAAGAAAUGCCACCAUUCCCAGAAAGGGAAUCUUCCCUGCUGGCAAAACUGAAGAAAAAGAAGGGAGAAAAAGUUGUGAAGGAAGAUAAAGAAGCUGAUGCACCUCAACCUACCGCUCAACAAACGACUAUCGUCCCGCCUGCCUCUAAUGAAGUUGCACCACCACCAUUGCAAAUUUCGCAGCCUGCAUCAACUGGCACACUUUUGGAUAUUUCUGAACCCAGUCCAGUUGGUGGUGGUGGUAUAUCAUUAGAUUUUCCUUCUGCACCUACUGUACCAGCAACGGAAGACGCAAUAAAGAAAUUUGUCUGCAAGAAUAAUGGUAUACUAUUUGAGAAUGAAAUCAUCCAAAUCGGUGUUAAAUCAGAAUAUAGACAAAAUGUUGCACGUCUUGGAAUAUUUUACGGUAACAAGACUUCGUAUCAAUUGACCAACUUGAAUGUGCAGAUGCAAGAUUUCCCAAAUAACCAACUAACGUUUGAGUUACAAAGCAUAAACAAUAUCAUUGAUGGUGGUGCUCAAAUCCAACAAGUAAUAAAAGUGAACUGUAUUGACCUAUUUACAGACACUCCAUUGCUUAUCGUAAGUUUCAGUGUGAACGGAGUUCCUCAAAGAUUUGCAGUUCAUUUACCAAUCUUCUUAAGCAAGUUUUCAGUAUCGGCUGAAAUGUCUGUUACUGAUUUUUUUAACAGAUGGAAAGCCCUAAGCAACCCUGGGCAGGAAAGUCAAAAGGUGUUUAAUGCGAAUUUUCCAAUUGACACUGAAGCAUCGAAAUUAAAAUUGUUAGGUUGUAAUAUGGGAUUGUUGGAUGGAAUUGAUCCUAAUCCAGAUAAUUUCGUAACAGCCGGUAUCUUACACACGCAGAGUGCUCAGAUAGGAUAUUUGCUACGAUUAGAACCAAACAGCCAAUCACAAAUGUAUCGACUAACAAUUCGUGCUUCAAGACCUGGUAUCGCUGAAGUACUUACAAAUUUACUUGUGGACCAAUUUUGAAAUUUGAAAUUUAAUUUUAAAUGGUUGUAAAAUAAUUUAUAUUUUCUAUACCUCUCCUUUUUUCUCAAAGAAGCUAGUCCUUUUGAUGAGGUAGAUAUACAUACGUAUCUGUCAUCAUAUUGACAGCGUGGCGGGAUUAUUUUCUUGUCUUUUUUUCGUUUAAAAAGAUCCAUUUUUUAUAUUUUUUUAAAUUUGUUCUUAUGAUUAUAAUGAUGAUGUGUUUUUCGAUUAGUAUCUGUGGUCCUAGAAAAUUUUUUAAGGUAUAUCAUUUUAGUCUUGUAUCUACUCGAAUAUUUUCUCAGUAAGUCAAGUCUUUCCUUCAUUACUAAGAUAUUUAUUGUUCACCUUAAAAAUUUUUAUGCGUCAUAAUAAAAAACCUUUUUUCGAAGAAUUAUUUUGUAUAUUUUACCUAUCUAUUUUUAGUUUCCACAACCUUGUUUCUAGUUUUCCGUUAAUUAUAAGCUUUAGCGUGGUUCGUAAGGCAUAUGGGAUAAUCAAAAUAAUCGUCUUUGUUAUUAUGUAUUAUGUAGAAUAUUAGUAAGGCAGAUGUUGUAAUUAUGUCUCAGAGAGAGCGCAAAAGAUAAAAAGUUUCGCAGAAGAAAAUGAACUUGUGUA
Hydractinia symbiolongicarpus is the source of this 3535-nucleotide messenger RNA. RefSeq names its product AP-2 complex subunit alpha-2-like. Gene Ontology annotation, molecular function: clathrin-cargo adaptor activity. NCBI's taxonomy places the organism in Eukaryota, Metazoa, Cnidaria, Hydrozoa, Anthoathecata, Hydractiniidae. Gene Ontology annotation, cellular component: membrane coat; AP-2 adaptor complex. Gene Ontology annotation, biological process: clathrin-dependent endocytosis; intracellular protein transport. The transcript has 26 exons. Bases 137 to 2920 code for a protein of 927 amino acids. The record is from RefSeq and is a predicted model, not a curated record.